This is a messenger RNA of Octodon degus (degu), 5901 nucleotides long. It is a transcript of the gene Eif4g3, whose product is annotated as eukaryotic translation initiation factor 4 gamma 3. Lineage: Eukaryota; Metazoa; Chordata; Mammalia; Rodentia; Octodontidae. Bases 358 to 5106 code for a protein of 1582 amino acids. The transcript has 33 exons. The record is from RefSeq and is a predicted model, not a curated record. Gene Ontology annotation, molecular function: mRNA binding; translation initiation factor activity; protein binding. Gene Ontology annotation, cellular component: eukaryotic translation initiation factor 4F complex.
GCGGCGGCGGCAGCAGCGGCGGCGGCGGCGGCGGCGGCCCCUCCUCACCCGAACCUCAGGGCCCUCCAGACCCAGGCGCCCCAACAAAUUCCUAGAGGACCUGUGCAGCAGCCUCUCGAGGAUCGAAUUUUCACUCCCACGGUCUCAGCAGUCUAUAGCACAGUAACACAAGUAGCACGGCAGCCGGGCCCACCGACCCCUUCCCCUUAUUCAGCACAUGAAAUAAACAAGGGGCAUCCAAAUCUUGCGGCAACGCCCCCGGGACAUGCAUCGUCCCCUGGACUCUCUCAAACCCCUUAUCCCUCUGGACAGAAUGCAGGUCCAACCACGUUGGUAUACCCUCAAGCCCCUCAGACAAUGAAUUCACAACCUCAAACCCGUUCUCCGUUUUUCCAGAGGCCACAAAUACAGCCUCCUAGAGCCACCAUCCCAAACAGCAGUCCUUCCAUUCGUCCUGGUGCACAGACCCCCACUGCAGUGUAUCAGGCCAAUCAGCACAUCAUGAUGGUCAAUCAUCUGCCCAUGCCAUACCCAGUGCCCCAGGGUCCUCAGUACUGUAUACCACAGUACCGUCAUAGUGGUCCUCCGUAUGUUGGCCCCCCACAACAGUAUCCAGUUCAACCACCAGGACCAGGUCCUUUUUAUCCUGGACCAGGACCAGGGGACUUCCCCAAUGCAUAUGGAACGCCUUUUUAUCCAAGUCAGCCAGUAUAUCAGUCUGCACCUAUCAUAGUGCCUACACAGCAACAGCCCCCUCCAGCCAAGAGAGAGAAAAAAACUAUAAGAAUUCGAGAUCCAAACCAAGGAGGUAAAGACAUAACUGAGGAGAUUAUGUCUGGAGGCGGCAGCAGAAAUCCCACUCCACCCAUAGGAAGACCCACAUCCACACCUACUCCUCCUCAGCAGCUGCCCGGCCAGGUCCCUGAGCGCAGCCCUGUGGUUUAUGGGACUGUGGAGAGCGCUCAUCUUGCUGCCAGCACGCCUGUCACCGCAGCUCGCGGCCAGAAGCAAGAAGAGAAGCCAAAACCAGAUCCAGUGUUAAAGUCUCCUUCCCCAGUCCUUAGGCUAGUCUUUAGUGGGGAGAAGAAGGAACAAAUAGGCCAGACCUCUGAGACUACUACCGUAGAAUCCAUACCAGAGCUUCCUCUGCCUCCAUCACCUACCACUGUUUCUCCAGUUGCUGGAAGUACGGUUGCUUCCCCCACCUCUGCUACUCUUAGUCAACCAGUAUUCACUGCUGCUGUAGGUGACAGACUUGAACUCUCUUCCUCAAAAGAAGAUACAGUUCCUAUACUCAACCCUACAUCUUGCGCAGAAACAUCAAACCCUUCAACAACAGUUGAAAUUGACGACGAUAUAUGCAAGAAACCUUGUAGUGUAGCACCUAAUGAUAUUCCACUGAUUACUAGUACUAACCUAGUUAAUGAAAUGAAUGGAGUUAGUGAAAAAUCUCCAACCACGGAAAGCAUUGUGGAAAUGGUAAAGCAUGAGGUGUUGCCACUGACUCUUGAAUUGGAAAUUCUGGAAAAUCCUCCAGAAGAAAUGAAAGUGGAGCAUAUUCCACUUCCCAUCACCCCUUCCACAGUUUCUUCCUUUUCUCCAGCUCCUCCAACUCCUCUAGCUUCUCCUCCCACUUCAGUCAUUGUUGUUACCACCACUACUGCUAAUAUUCUGAGUGCUCCCACUGUAGUCCAGAGAGUCUUAGAAGAGGAAGAGAGCAUAAGAACUUGCCUUAUUGAAGAUGCAAAAGAGAUUCAAAACAAAACUGAGGUAGAAGCAGAUGGGCAAACAGAAGAGAUUAUGGAUUCUCAGAAUUUAAAUUCAAGAAAGAGUCCUGUUCCAGCUCCAACAGUUACAACUCUACCAAAGACAUGGAAGAAACCAAAAGAUCGAACCCGGACCACUGAAGAGGUGUUAGAGGCAGAAUUGGAGCCUAAGCUUGAAGAGGAGUGUUCAAUUGACAGAAUACUUGAAUCUGAACCUGAUAAAAUGAGCCAAGGAUUUCAUCCUGAGGGAGAACCCUCUGACCUAAAAAAGGUGAAAGCUGUGGAAGAAAAUGGAGAAGAAGCUGAGCCUGUGCAUAAUGGUGCUGAGAGUAUUUCAGAGGGUGACGGAGCGGAUGCUAAUUCAGGUUCCACCGAUAGUUCUGGUGACGGGAUCACAUUCCCAUUUAAACCAGAAUCCUGGAAGCCUGCUCACACUGAAGGCAAGAAACAGUAUGACAGGGAUUUUCUGCUAGACUUCCAGUUUAUGCCAGCCUGUAUCCAGAAGCCCGAGGGAUUGCCUCCCAUCAGUGAUGUAGUUCUUGACAAGAUCAACCAGCCCAAAUUGCCAGUGCGAACACUGGAUCCUAGGAUUUUGCCUCGAGGACCAGACUUUACUCCAGCCUUUGCAGAUUUUGGAAGGCAAACACCUGGUGGAAGAGGUGUACCUCUGUUGAAUGUUGGACCACGGAGGUCUCAGCCUGGCCAGAGAAGGGAACCCAGAAAGAUCAUCACAGUUUCUGUAAAAGAAGAUGUGCACUUAAAAAAGGCAGAGAAUGCCUGGAAGCCCAGCCAAAAACGAGAUAGCCAAACUGAGGAUCCCGAAAAUAUUAAAACCCAGGAACUUUUUAGAAAAGUUCGAAGUAUCUUAAAUAAAUUGACACCACAGAUGUUCAACCAACUGAUGAAGCAAGUGGCAGGACUUACCGUUGACACAGAGGAGCGGCUGAAAGGAGUCAUUGACCUGGUCUUUGAGAAGGCUAUUGAUGAACCCAGUUUCUCUGUGGCUUACGCAAACAUGUGUCGAUGUUUAGUAACGCUGAAAGUGCCCAUGGCAGAUAAGCCUGGUAAUACAGUAAAUUUCCGGAAGCUGUUACUAAACCGUUGCCAGAAGGAGUUUGAAAAAGAUAAAGCAGAUGAUGAUGUCUUUGAGAAAAAGCAGAAAGAACUUGAAGCUGCCAGUGCUCCGGAGGAGAAGACAAGACUUCAUGAUGAACUGGAAGAAGCCAAGGACAAAGCCCGGAGGAGAUCUAUUGGUAACAUUAAGUUUAUUGGAGAACUCUUUAAACUCAAAAUGCUGACUGAAGCCAUCAUGCAUGACUGUGUGGUAAAGCUGUUAAAGAACCAUGACGAAGAAUCCCUAGAGUGCCUGUGUCGCCUUCUCACUACCAUUGGCAAAGACCUGGACUUUGAGAAAGCAAAGCCACGUAUGGACCAGUACUUUAAUCAGAUGGAAAAAAUUGUGAAGGAAAGAAAAACCUCAUCUAGGAUUCGAUUCAUGCUCCAAGAUGUGAUAGACCUAAGACUGUGUAAUUGGGUAUCUCGAAGAGCAGAUCAAGGGCCUAAAACUAUUGAACAGAUUCAUAAAGAGGCCAAAAUAGAAGAACAAGAAGAGCAAAGAAAGGUCCAACAGCUCAUGACCAAAGAGAAGAGAAGACCAGGUGUCCAGAGAGUGGAUGAAGGUGGGUGGAACACUGUACAAGGACCCAAAAACAGUCGAGUACUAGAUCCAUCAAAAUUCCUGAAAAUAACUAAGCCCACAAUUGAUGAGAAAAUUCAGCUGGUACCUAAAGCACAGCUGGGGAGCUGGGGAAAAGGCAGCAGUGGUGGCGCGAAGGCAAGUGAGACUGAUGCUUUACGGUCAACUACUUCCAGUUUAAAUAGAUUCUCUGCUCUGCAACCUCCAGUGCCCUCUGGAUCCACAUCAGCUACACCUUUAGAGUUUGAUUCCCGAAGAACCUUAAGCAGUCGUGGAAGCAUGAGCAGAGAGAAGAACGACAAGCCGCUUCCGUCUGCAACAGCUCGUCCAAACACUUUCAUGAGGGGCGGUAGCAGUAAAGACCUAUUAGACAAUCAGUCUCAGGAAGAGCAGCGGAGAGAGAUGCUGGAGACCGUGAAACAGCUGACGGGAGGUACAGAGGUGGAAAGGAAUAACACAGAGGCUGACCGAAGCAAGGCAAGGGAGGCAGGGAAAGCGGAAAUUUCAACAAUGUCAGCCCCUGAGAAGUGUACAUUAUCAGAAGAAGAAAUGGAGAGGAAGUCUAGACCUAUCAUUGAUGAAUUUCUACACAUUAAUGAUUUUAAGGAAGCCAUGCAAUGUGUGGAAGAGCUGAAUGCCCAGGGCCUGCUACAUGUGUUCGUGCGAGUGGGAGUAGAGUCUACCCUAGAGAGGAGCCAGAUCACCAGAGAUCACAUGGGUCAGUUACUGUAUCAGCUGGUACAGUCAGGAAAACUCAGCAAACAGGACUUUUUCAAAGGUUUUUCAGAAACCUUAGAGUUGGCAGAUGAUAUGGCCAUUGAUAUUCCCCACAUUUGGUUGUACCUUGCUGAACUUGUGACCCCUAUGCUAAAAGAAGGUGGAAUCACCAUGAGAGAACUUAUUAUAGAAUUUAGUAAACCUUUACUUCCUGUUGGAAGAGCUGGGGUCUUGCUGUCCGAAAUACUGCACCUUCUAUGCAAACAAAUGAGCCAUAAGAAAGUUGGAGCCUUAUGGAGGGAGGCUGACCUCAGCUGGAAGGACUUUUUACCAGAAGGGGAAGAUGUACAUAAUUUUCUCUUGGAGCAGAAGUUGGACUUUUUAGAGUUUGACAGUUCCUGUUCCUCUGAAGCACUUUCAAAAAAAGAACUUUCUGCUGACGAGUUGUAUCAGCGCCUCGAGAAACUCAUUAUUGAGGAGAAAGCGAAUGAUGAACAGAUCUUUGACUGGGUAGAGGCUAAUCUAGAUGAGAGCCAAAUGAGUUCACCUACAUUCCUUAGAGCUUUAAUGACAGCUGUUUGUAAAGCAGCUAUUAUAGCUGACUGUUCUACCUUCAGAGUGGAUACUACUGUUAUAAAGCAGAGAGUACCGAUCUUACUCAAAUACCUGGACUCAGAUACAGAGAAAGAACUGCAAGCACUUUAUGCAUUACAAGCAUCAAUAGUAAAACUUGAUCAACCUGCCAAUUUGCUCCGGAUGUUCUUUGAUUGCCUGUACGACGAGGAGGUGAUCUCUGAGGAUGCCUUCUACAAAUGGGAGAGCAGCAAGGACCCUGCAGAGCAGAACGGGAAGGGCGUGGCCCUGAAAUCUGUCACAGCAUUUUUCACAUGGCUGAGGGAAGCAGAAGAGGAAUCUGAGGAUAACUAAAACUUCAAAUACACAAAACAAAACAAACAAAACAAAACAAAAAAGAAACAACUUAAGUAUUUUUUUAAAAAGUUUCACGUCUUCGCCAAUCACAGUGCAGCAAGGCCAAUUCUCACAGGAACCCCAUAUGUACACAAUGGGAAGGGAAAGAGAAAGACGGUGAUCAUGGAGGACAGAGGUACUGGAGACGAGUAAACUUCAAACCUGAGGGCGGGAGCACUAAAACCAAAAUACAUGUAUUAUUUAUAGGAAAUAUUUUCUGUUUUAAUCUUUUCUUUUUAAACAAGGACUCAUACUUUAAAAAAAAAAUAUGUUUAGCAAAAAAAAAAAACAAAAAAAAGUGAGAACUCUUAAUUUAUUUUAAGGACUGCAAAUGCCAGUGUGUAAUUUUUUAAUUUGCAGUUUCUGUAAACAACUUGUAUAAUAGUAAAACAGAGAAAUAAAUUUCCCUCCCCUUCAGAUGCACCUCAUGUUUGUUUUAAGGCAUAGUAGUUAGUCCAGAUUUGAGAAGGUUUGGGGUGAACAAAAUAAGAAAGGUAUUCUUUUUUUCUUUUUCUUUUUUCUGGCAUCAAAUCUUCUGCCUGCCUCUCAGUUUGCUUCAGAAAAAAAAAAAAAAAAAAAAAAUCACAAUAGCAAUUAAAACAUACAUAACCUUGGAAAAGAAGGAAAUGCUAUGGACCAGAGAACUCCAAGAAUUGUUCAAAACAAGUGCUACCCUGGAAAAAGUACUCAAUACUUUUGAAAUCUUUAGAGCAACUUUAAGGCUUGUAAAUACAUAGAACAAAUAUUUAAAAA